Messenger RNA from Penicillium salamii, 2103 nucleotides. The record is from the annotation of a GenBank genome assembly. Lineage: Eukaryota; Fungi; Ascomycota; Eurotiomycetes; Eurotiales; Aspergillaceae.
AUGAAGUGGAUUCUCACGCUCGCAGCGGCCGCGUCGGCCCUGCAGACUCUGCCCCCAGUACAAUUCGAUCACACUGGCUCUCACAGCUUUUCCUUGGAGAAAGCCAACCGAACAAUCUUUUUGGAAGCCAGCUUCGCAUCUUGGAGGGACCAGAAUGGGAUAACCUUGAUUCCGCCCUCAGCACACGAAUUUGCAAACACCUUUCGUGACGAUUUGGAGGUGUUGACGAACAGCUCUUGGGAGCUCCGGACGGUAAAUCGAUUUCCCAAACGUGCGUCGGGAAUUUUUCUCGGUCGUGUGGAUAACGCAACGCGUUUCACCUACGAGAACGGCCGCGAAACCGAAGAGGGAUAUGAGUUGGAGGUAGAUAAUGAUAGUGUGUCUAUCAGGGGCUCCGGGGCACGAGGCAUGUGGUGGGGUACACGAAGUCUCCUGCAACAGCUCGCACUUACGCCGUCCUCCAUUCAACCGGGGAGAGUGGAGGAUGCACCCGCAUACGCCACUCGUGGGUUCUUGCUUGAUGCCGGCCGCAAGUGGUAUUCUCUGGACUUCUUGAAGGAUCUUUGUACCUAUGCUUCGUACUUCAAGAUGUCUGAGUUUCACUACCAUGCGGCCGACAACUACCCACUGAGCCGUGGUCCAAAUGUGACCUGGGACAAGGUUUACUCCCAGUUUGCUUUGCAUCCUGAGAACCCGGAUCUCCGACCUCUUGUUCAGCGUCCGAAUGAAACUCUUUCGCGAGCUGACUUCGAUGACUUUCAACACCACUGUGCUCAGCGGGGAGUUACGGUGAUGCCGGAAAUCGAAAGCCCUGGCCAUUGUCUCACAGUCACAAAGUGGAAACCUGAGCUAGCUUUGGACUCGAAGGACCUGCUCAAUAUCUCUCACCCCGAGACGAUCCCACUAGUCAAGUCUAUCUGGGCUGAAUUCCUCCCCUGGUUCCACACAAAGGAGGUCCAUAUUGGUGCCGAUGAGUAUGAUGCCGAUUUUGCGGACGACUACGUCAGAUUCGUGAAUGAAAUUUCCCGAUUCGUUUAUCAGACCUCGGGCAAGACCGUCCGCAUCUGGGGAACAUAUGAACCGUCAGAUAUUGUCAUUGAUAAAAAUGUGACCAUUCAGCACUGGCAGUAUGGGCAAUCAGACCCAGUGGACCUAGCUCGGACCGGCUACAAAGUCAUCAAUUCUGAUGAUGAGUGGGCAUACAUGUCGCUGAAGAGCGAUCAUGUGCCUAUUACCCCAGCGCCGUAUCCGCAGUUCUUCAACAAUACCCGGGUGCUCAACUUCGCCGGCCGUGCCGGAUGGCAAUGGACACCGCAGCUUUUCAACCCCGUGAAUAUAACUGAACAACCAGAGGCGGAUACAGUGCCAGGUGCUCUAUUGGCUGCCUGGAAUGACAGUGGACCUGAUGCCACCACGCAGCUCGAAGCGUUCUAUGCCAUCCGUGAGGGAAUACCGGUUGUCGCGUCACGCGCGUGGUCUGGUUCUCGAGGGCCCGGUCUAAAUGUGCAGACCUUGGACAAAUCGAUUUCCCAGUUGGCUGCCCUUGCAGUGGGCCAAAAUCUCGACCGGACGCUCCCGGGGGAAACUGACCGAGUUACCUCUCUGGUAUGGAACAAGCCAGAGCAGGCACAAGAAAUCUAUGAUAUUGGCCACGGUAGUAAGGGCAUGGAUCACACCCUCCGCCUGGACGCUUCGGGUCCCUUCUCCUUGAAGUCUUCCGAUGCAACUCUCACGCUCUCAUCGAAUGGUGAACUGACAUUUGUAUCUGACGGAUGGCCUUAUCCACUUCGAUCCGUUGGUGAGGCCGACGGCUUCGACUCAAACCAGUUCGGGCGCAUAUGGGCCAACCAGACCACUUCCACUCACGAAGUUGUGAACGUCCCCCGCAAAUCAAAUAUCACUAUAUCCACAACCGCGAAGUUCGGCAGUCGUGUGUGGAUUGAUGGUACGUUUGCCGGAAGAUUCGAGGUUUUUAUUUACGGUGGAAAGAACAAGGUCUUCUCUUGGGCUCCAAUGGCUUUUGUUGCACCCUUGGAUGCACUGGAAGGCUCUGGCUUACAACGAGUAGAAGUCAUCGCAGGUGACAUCCACACUCGAUCUUGA